Molecule: messenger RNA, 1067 nt
Organism: Medicago truncatula (barrel medic)
Lineage: Eukaryota; Viridiplantae; Streptophyta; Magnoliopsida; Fabales; Fabaceae
Product: probable FBD-associated F-box protein At1g32375
Exons: 3
Coding region: 225-914 (229 amino acids)
Source: RefSeq, a predicted model, not a curated record
CACUUGAAAUGUCCUCCCCUACUCCGAAUGUGGACAUAAUAAUCAGCACAUUGCCAGACUCCGUUCUCCACCUCAUCCUCUAAUUUCUCCCUACCAAACAAUCUGCUGCAACAAGCAUCCUCUCCAAGAAAUGGAACCAACUAUGGCUCUCAGUUCUCACUCUUGAUUUUGACGACCAAGGCUCUCCAAACUUCUUAGCUUUUCGACAUUUUGUCUACUUAGUCAUGCUCAUGCGUGACGCUUCCUUGCCCAUCCGAUCAUUCCUUCAAAGAUGUGAUCCAUAUGAUAUCAAUCGAUUCAUUUCUGUUGCUGUAAAACGAGGAAUUGAUAAUCUUACCUUAGACUUGUCUGGCACUGAUGAUGAUUUUCAAAUCCGAUUGGAUCCUAUAAUUUCCACUGUUUUUAAUUGCAGGAACCUUGUGGUUCUCAAGUUGAAGUCACUGAAAAUGUAUAUCUGUCCUCAGUUAGAUUUUCCCCUACUCAAAACUCUCCAUUUGGAUAAGGAUACUUAUCAGCAAGUUUACAGUUGUCAUAAUUUAAUUCACAUAGAGCUUACAUUUAUUCAACUUUAUCAGAAAAAAGUGAAGAAUUUGGUUGAAUUACUCCAGCAUUGCCCUAAGCUUCAAGAUCUUACACUUCAAAAGCUUUAUGAACGUCAAAGGGAUGAGCACGAUUGGGGUGAACCACAGACUGUACCAAAAUGUCUUUCUUCUCAAUUAAGGACAUGCUCGCUUAUAGGUUAUAAAGGCAGCAACUGUGAGCUUCUGUUUGCUGAGUAUAUUUUGAAGAAUGCAAAAGUGCUUCAGACCAUGAAAAUUAGCACAUCUUCCUCGGUUUUACAUAAGAAGCACCAUAUGCUAAUGAAAUUAUCUGUGUUCAAGGGGUUUUUUGCAUGUAAACUUUUAUUUGAUUGAGGAAGAGCAUGUCUACACUUGUUUCUAAUUUCAUACUCUUUAUGUUAUAUAUUCUAGUUAUGCUAAAGUAGCAUGGGAUAGUUUCAAUUUGGACCUCUAUGUAAUAUAUUUUCAAUUAGAAAUUUUUGUUGUAUUUUCUCACCACUUUUGUUA